ACCAUUAUCCAAACGGUAGGGUUAACUGGUGCAGGUCUUUCCUAAUUCACUCCGUCUCUUUAAAACACACUCCGUUACUAUCUCCACACUCUCCUUCUCUCUCUCUAAGAAUAGGGAUCGAGUGCGAAAGUCUCCGUUUCGGGUGGAUUUUGAAGCCUCUCUUUUUAGGUUGCCGAUGAGCUAAUGACACCGAUAUUAAAAUUUGCUGUUUUGCUGAUUCUUAGAUGAAACUCUGCGAAUUGUUGUUGGGGGAAUUGGUGGGGAUUUGAAAUCAUGAAGAUGUUUAUGAGCUGCUUGUUUGGUUUUGUUGAUUGAGGGUGCGAAGGUCUGUAAAUAUAUAGAUAUAUAUAUAUAUAUAUAUAUAUCUAUAUUUUUUGUUUUUGGUUUUUAUUCGCGUGUCCAAUAAAGAUGUUAGUCAUCAGCCUUUAGUAGUUGUGGUGCCGGGAUUGCAAAUCACAAGCCCAGAAGCAAGAAAAACAGUGAUGGGGGAAGCUCUUCUAACGACUUUAUCGAUGGAAAAUUACCACCCAUCUACACUUCUUUCGAUGGAUUCAGGUUCUCUUGCACAUGAUGAGUUGGAGAGGGAGAUGAACCGGUCAAUCAUUCUUUCACGGCCUCCUGAUAUCAAUCUCCCAUUGUCAUCUGAGCCUAGUCCACCUCCUCCCCUUACUUGGAACGAUCCGUGUGACAUCCUGGAUGUAGGUCUUGGGCCUCAGAUCUAUGAGACUGAGACAAUUGUCACUAUUCCAAAAAUUGCGAAGAAAUGUGCAAAACGCCUGGAUAGCAUUUGGGGUGCCUGGUUCUUCUUUAGCUUCUAUUUCAAGCCUGUUUUGAAUGAGAAGUCGAAAUCCAAAAUAAAUAGGGAUAGUAAGGGUGUUUCUGGGUUUGAGAAAUCUGAUUUGCAGCUUGAUGCUUUUUUGGUUCAGCAUGACAUGGAGAACAUGUACAUGUGGGUGUUCAAGGAAAGGCCUGAAAAUGCCCUGGGUAAAAUGCAACUGAGGAGCUACAUGAAUGGGCAUUCUCGCCAAGGGGAGCCCCCAUUUCCAUUCAGUGUUGACAGGGGCUUUGUCCGGUCUCAUAGGAUGCAGAGGAAGCAUUACAGGGGUCUCUCCAAUCCUCAGUGCGUUCAUGGUAUUGAAGUUGUUCGAUCACCUAAUCUCGUUAAUCUUGAUGAUGAAGAGCGGAAGAGGUGGGUGGAGCUUACAGGCCGAGACAUCAAUUUCUCCGUUCCUUCUGAGGCAAGUGAUUUUGGUUCAUGGAGGAACCUUCCAAGCACAGAAUUUGAGCUUGAGCGCACCCCUGCUGCACUAAAGAGUAAUGGAAAUGCCCACCCAAGAAAGUUGCUUAAUGGUACGGGUCUGAAUCUGUCUACCCAGUCCUCGGACCACAGCAAUGGUGAAGGCCUUGACUUGUCUCCUAUUAGCAACAAGCGGAAGCAUUGCAAUGAUGAUGAAUUUUUGCAUUCUGUUGAUAUGAAUACCCAUCCGGUUGAGCCAACGUGGUUAAACGAGUUCAGUGGGGUAAUGAAGAAUGUAAAUGGGCCUGUUACAGCAGCGAAAACAAUAUAUGAGGAUGAUAAAGCCUUUUUAGUCAUUGUCAGCUUGCCCUUUGCAGAUCUUCAAAGGGUCAAAGUUACUUGGAGGAAUACUAAAUUGCACGGUAUUGUUAAGAUAUCUUGUACAAGUACAGCUUGCAUGCCAUUUAUUAAGCGGCAUGAUAGGACAUUUAAGCUAACAGAUCCAACACCAGAGCACUGCCCUCCAGGGGAAUUCAUUAGGGAAAUUCCCCUCCCAAACCUGAUUCCCGAAGAUGCAAAGCUGGAAGCAUACCGCGAUGAGACAGGAACAGUGCUUGAAAUUAUUGUGCCCAAGCAUCGUGUAGGACCAGAAGAACAUGAAGUUCGUGUAUGCCUCCGGCCCCCUCCUUGGAGUGAAUGAGCAUUUGUCAACCUGAAACAGGCAUUGGUUUGAAGAUGUAAGGAUGGCUAGAGUGUUUGGUGCUUCAUUGUUUACUAACCUCAUUCCAUGAAGCAAUCUAUGAAAUGAUAUUUUCCCUUUUGCUAGAUGAAACUUCAUGUCUUUUCUUUUAUAGGUUUAUAUUUGCGAUUCAUGUUUAAACUGGGUGGCUUUACCAAGUAAAUUAUUCUUAUUCCCCAAGGGAAGAACUCUAAUUGCUCAUUUGACUUCGGAAUGCACUAAUGACCGCUUUGCUUUUUUUAAACUUUCAGCUCCUUGGACGUGUUUCAAGGGAUGAGCAUGGACUUGUAACCUCAUGUUUGCAUCCAUUUCUGUGUUGUGCUACUUGUGUGACCUUAUAAAUUGUUUAUGGAGUAUGCUUGCUGCUGCUUGCAAAUGUAGUAUGGAUUAAAUAGAGGUUGUUAGGUAGCGAGAAUACUCCUGUCAGUGCUAUCUUCUACUGAUUGUAUAGCUGUUUGAAUAUUUGUUUUAGAUAAUGAGAAUAAUGAAGGCAUUUACUAUC
This is a messenger RNA of Populus trichocarpa (black cottonwood), 2478 nucleotides long. RefSeq lists its product as uncharacterized. Lineage: Eukaryota; Viridiplantae; Streptophyta; Magnoliopsida; Malpighiales; Salicaceae. Bases 483 to 1937 code for a protein of 484 amino acids. The transcript has 2 exons. The record is from RefSeq and is a predicted model, not a curated record.